Messenger RNA from Diospyros lotus (date-plum), 726 nucleotides. RefSeq names its product NDR1/HIN1-like protein 6. The coding region runs from base 1 to 726 and encodes 241 amino acids. The record is from RefSeq and is a predicted model, not a curated record. NCBI's taxonomy places the organism in Eukaryota, Viridiplantae, Streptophyta, Magnoliopsida, Ericales, Ebenaceae. Gene Ontology annotation, cellular component: plasma membrane. The transcript has a single exon.
AUGAGCUCGGCGCCCCCUCCUCCAUAUGUUAUGUUAUCAGACAACAAUGGAGGCCUCCGGCCACCUCCCUACCGCCGCAACAUUCCCCGCUACCAUGGCCCCGGCGGCGGCGGCGGGGGCGGCUACCCCAAGAAAGGCGGCGGCGGAAGCUGCUGCCUCAAAUGCAUCUGCUGUUGCUACUGCCUCCUCUUCCUCACCAUCUUCAUCUUAGCCGGAAUCACCAUCUAUCUCUACACCUUCUUCAACCCCAAGAUGCCCAAUUACCAGGUGAACGGCCUCAACGUCACCACCUUCAGCCUGCAGCAGGAUUUUAGCCUCCUCACCGAGUUCGUUGUGUCAGUCAGGGCCGAGAACCCCAACGACCGCAUCGGCUUCAUCUACGGCCGCGACAGCGCCGCCGUAGUCACCUACCGGGACUCCAAGCUCUGCUCCGGCAAGCUGCCGUCGUUCGAGCAGGGCCAUAACAACGUCACCCUGAUGAACGUCACCAUGAAAGGCAAGAGCGAGUUCGGCAACGGCCUCCAGGAGGCUCUGAUGCAGAACAAGAACAGCGGGAAGAUUCCAUUGCUGGUGCAGGUCAAGGUGCCGGUGAGCGUCGUGGUGGCCGACUCGCCGUUGCGGCAGUUUCUGGUCUUCGUCAACUGUUCUCUGGUCGUCGAUAACUUGUCGCCGAACAAGAAGAUCCGCAUCUUGUCCAGUGAAUACACACUGCAUUUUGCAUUCUGA